Messenger RNA from Anopheles arabiensis, 3418 nucleotides. Its product is annotated as G protein-activated inward rectifier potassium channel 3-like. The transcript is spliced from 11 exons. Gene Ontology annotation, biological process: regulation of monoatomic ion transmembrane transport; potassium ion import across plasma membrane. Gene Ontology annotation, cellular component: plasma membrane. Gene Ontology annotation, molecular function: inward rectifier potassium channel activity. Lineage: Eukaryota; Metazoa; Arthropoda; Insecta; Diptera; Culicidae. The record is from RefSeq and is a predicted model, not a curated record. The coding region runs from base 1051 to 2721 and encodes 556 amino acids.
UAAACCGUCCGACGCGAACGAUUGCGCGCGCUAUUGCCAUUACGCCCGUCGUGUCUGUUCCGCGCGCGCACUCGCGCAAACGUUCUACUCGCUCUGUGGUGCCGCGCGCUUGUGCUGACCGAAACUCUCGCGCGUUCGCGAUCGCAGCCGGAACGCGUGUACGCAAUUCCUGCACACAUUCGCACCACCAUUCGUGUGUGUGUGUGGGGAAGGAAGGGGUUUUGUGAGCGGGUUUUGUUGCGCACGCGCACACAUUCGCAACCCGCAGGCGGUUCAGUGUUGCGACUACGCUUCUCCUGGCAGCUUUGCAAUUAUCCUUGCCGUCUGGGCCUCUGACAAACGUUUGCGGCGGCGUUCGACACUAUUUCCGCGUGUGUUUGUGUGUGUGUGUGUGUUUGUGUGAGUGUGAGUAUUAGAGGGCAAGGAUCCGUGGACCCUGAGCAGGAUCGCAGGUCGGUCGGUCGGUGUGCCAACUUCCGCAGUAGUCAUUCACUUUCGUUUGUUUUGUGUGCGUCAGUGACAGUGUAAAUUCAAGCAAAUUCCCCGCAAAAUCCUCAGUCUCGGGGAGCUUUUGAUGAGAGCGUAUUGCAGGAAAAUCCCACGUGCAAAACCGUUCCUUCGCUUGGAAAUUCCGGGUAAUUUAGUACGUGACACAAACGGACGAAUACCUAAGCCAUUACCCAAGUAGAGUACUGGGAGCAAUCGGUCUAAAGGUGGAAUAACACCCUCUGAAGUCUGAAGGGGGAUAAAGUUCUGUUCUGGCAUCCGAGUAGGCGUUCGACGUGCACGCGGGCCCAUGGUGUCAGUUGUGGUUUUAUGUUUGCAUGGGAAGUGAAUGGGAAGUGAACAGCUCUAAAGUGAUGUCAUAUUGCUCCACCCGCUCUUGUUGUUGGUGAGCGAUCGAAAAGCAGCAUCGGAGGAAGAUCGACGGGGAAAUGGUAGUAUAAAUCGCGCCAGGUGUACAUCGAAACAGGAGCAGCAGCAGCAGACGACUUCCCUUUCAAGGACAAUAAGGAUCUGCGUUUUCGUUGAACAAAACAAACAGAAAAUAUGACAAAGUUACUGGAAGACGCUCGACAAACGGACCGAUCGGCACAGGAUGGAGCCGAUCCGGAUGCAGCCGGUUGCUGGACCAAGCUGCUCGACGAUACCAGUGCCACCCACAAGCAGCCCAUCAUCGUCGGACCGGCCGCCCGCCCAGACCCCGGCUCGGACAUUGUGAAGGAGCUGCUCGUGACGGUGGAUCCGGAGACGGGCAAAACGGGCCAGCAAGCGAUCGACGGUGCGGCAAACAAUGGCGAACAGCGGGUGGCGGGCGGUCGGCGCCGCGAAUCGAUCCUCGGAACAUUCCACCGCCAGCUGCGGAUGUCGCUGAAGGCGGUCAGUGAGACCCCGGGACCACUGACAAGGUACCGUCAAACACGGUACAGCUCCAGACGUAUUCGGAAGCGAGUAAUCUUCAAGCAGGGUGACUGCAAUGUAAUUCAAGGAAAUGUAGCAAAAAGACGUCGUCGUUAUUUACAGGACAUUUUUACCACUCUGGUCGAUAUUCAGUGGAGAUGGACGCUGUUUGUAUUUGCCUGCUCGUUCAUACUGAGCUGGUUAGGGUUCGCAGCUAUUUGGUACCUGAUCGCCCUGAGCCAUGGAGACAUUCAAGCGGUGGGCGAUGAAAGUCACAAACCGUGUGUAACGUACAUUUAUGGCUUCACGUCUGCCUUCCUGUUUUCGCUCGAGACACAGCAUACGAUAGGCUACGGCAAUCGGUACAUCACCGAGGAGUGUCCGGAAGGCAUCUUCAUUCUCGCCCUGCAAAGCAUUACCGGCGUCUUCAUCCAAGCAUUUAUGGUCGGCAUCGUGUUUGCAAAGUUGUCCCGGCCGAAAAAGCGUGCCCAAACGUUGCUAUUUUCCAAGAACGCUGUCAUCUGCCAUCGGGACGGUAUGCCAUGCCUGCUGUUUCGUGUUGGCGACAUGCGAAAGAGCCACAUUAUUGAAGCGCACGUGACGGCUCAAAUCAUUCGUCGGAAGGUCACAAAAGAGGGAGAAGUUCUUCCAUUUUACCAGCAAAACAUGGAGGUCAGCUGUGAUGGGGGCGACGAUCGGCUAAUGUUUAUUUGGCCGACGAUCGUGGUGCACAAGAUCGAUCGGGAUAGCCCACUGUACGGGUUGUCCGCUCAGGAUAUGCUGAAGGAACGUUUCGAGAUCGUUGUCAUGUUGGAGGGUGUGGUGGAAUCGACCGGUAUGACUACGCAAGCACGCAGCAGCUAUCUACCGUCCGAGAUUUUAUGGGGACAUCGUUUCGAGUCGGUGGUAACGUUCAAACGGGAAACAGGAGAAUAUGAGGUUGAUUACACGACGUUCAACAACACGUACGAAGUGGAUACUCCUCUGUGCAGUGCUCGUCAGCUGCGAGAAGUGAAAAAGGAAUUAAACAAACAGAAUGGAGUAACAGCAGAAGCGUCUUCUGAUACCGAUGAAUCCGACACAUCGUCGGUGGAAGUGUCGUCCCGCAAGAACUCGCUCAGCAACGGCUACCUUCGCUUCACGCCAGUGUACGCGAACACCAACGAGCAAACGAACGGUGCGGCCGGUGACACGAUGGCACUCCCGCCCGCCAUUAUCACAUCUGGUGGUGGCGCCCCGACGGUAUCACCCGGAAGCGAGCGCAAGAAGAACUUUCGCAAGCUGUCUAUCAAGGAGCCGUCGAUGGAUUCCCUCUGCUAGUACCAAAGUCGUCGCGUCAGAGCGGGUGUGCGCGAGUGCCACGGUGCCACAUCCUCCCGUUCAGUUCCGUCUGCCCGUUCGUCGUCCAGUGCCAGUGGUUGCAGAAACAAAAUCCAAUCGUGACACGAAUGAAAGAUCAACCGGCUAAUGGCGGUGUUAGUGUAGUGUAGCGCCGCAUCUACUACUAAGGGCCACGCCACACUUCCAGGGCCAGGAAUCUCAAACUACACGGUGAGCGCGGUACUGCUAGGACUGGGACACACUUCUUGCCAGGCCAGACGACACCGAGGAACGGAACCGGAGCGAUCGUAUCGCGUGUGCAUUAGUUUCUGUUCCAUUUAUCUUGCCCCUCUGUGCAAACGAUCGGACGGCACCGUGACAGCCGGGUGCUGUUAUCGGGCAGAGUUUGAUUUUAUCUUUUACCAACUUUCCAGUUUUAUUUUUGUGUUUUUAAGUAAGUUUAUGUUAGCAAACAAGUGAAUAAUGUGCGUAUGAUGCGCUGUGCUGGAGAAAGAAUAGUGAAAAUGUGUGGGCAAUGAAAGAUAGAUAGCUAGUAAAUAAAUAAUAGGCCGAAAGCUAGGCCAUUAUUCUUAGUCGCGUUGUGGGUCACGAUCGAACCCCGAUCAAUCCAAUGAUUUGAGCCCGAUUGCGCGAAGGGUGCUUUAGCCAAUAUCUAAUAAAGAGAAAAACAAAACAA